Molecule: messenger RNA, 2082 nt
Organism: Alligator sinensis (Chinese alligator)
Lineage: Eukaryota; Metazoa; Chordata; Crocodylia; Alligatoridae
Gene: PHKG2
Product: phosphorylase kinase catalytic subunit gamma 2
Exons: 9
Coding region: 1-996 (331 amino acids)
Biological process (GO): glycogen biosynthetic process; protein phosphorylation
Cellular component (GO): phosphorylase kinase complex
Molecular function (GO): ATP binding; phosphorylase kinase activity; calmodulin binding
Source: RefSeq, a predicted model, not a curated record
AUGGGGAAGCUGGCGCCCGAGCACUCCUCGCCGCAGCAGCUGGAGGAGGUCCGUGCCGCCACCGCCAAGGAGGUCGCCAUCUUGCGCCAGCUCGCCGGGCACCCCCACAUCAUCACCCUCAUCGAUUCCUACGAGUCGGCCACCUUCGUGUUCCUCGUGUUUGACCUGAUGCGGCGAGGGGAGCUCUUCGACUACCUGACCGAGAAGGUGACCCUCAGCGAAAAGGAGGCCAGGGGCAUCAUGCGGGCGCUGCUGGAGGCCGUGAGCUACCUGCACGCCCAGGGCAUCGUGCACCGCGACCUGAAGCCUGAGAACAUCCUGCUGGACGAGGAGCUGCGCGUGCGCCUCUCCGACUUCGGCUUCUCCUGCCACCUCCCGCCCGGGCAGCGCCUGCGGGAGCUGUGUGGGACCCCCGGGUACCUGGCCCCUGAGAUCCUCAAGUGCUCCAUGGACGAGACCCACCUGGGCUACGGGCACGAGGUUGACCUGUGGGCAUGUGGCGUGAUCUUCUACACGCUGCUGGCCGGGUCGCCGCCCUUCUGGCACCGCAAGCAGCUGCUGAUGCUGCGCAUGAUCAUGGAGGGGCGCUACGUCUUUGGCUCCCCUGAGUGGGAUGACCGCUCCGAAACCGUCAAGGACCUGGUCUCGACGCUGCUCCGGUGGGACCCGUCGGAGCGGCUGACGGCGGAGCAGGCCCUGCGCCACCCCUUCUUCCAGCGCUGCGAGGGCCGCGAGGCUCUCAGCCCCUUCCGCCGCUUCCGGGUGAGCCUCGGUGCCCCCCGCGCUCCCCGGGCCAGUGGGCUCUCCCAUGGGGCUCCCUCUCCCUGGGUAAUAGACUCUCCCAUUGCCUUCCGCCUCUACGGCCACUGGGUACAGCGCGGCGAGCACCAGAGCCGGGCCGCCCUCUUCGAGACCCGCCCCAAGGCCCUGACCCUUGCACCCACGCCCCCCAGCCCCCCUGCCGUGGUCACCACCACGGGCCUGGGGCCACGUUAGACCCCUGCCAGGGUAAUGGGCUUUCCCGUGCAUCGCCCCCUGCUCCUUGGAGCAGUGGGCUCUCCCAUGCCCACUUCACUAGGCCAGUGGACCCUCCUAUGGGACUUCCCCACUCUGCAUUAGACCAAUGGACUCUCCUGGGGGUUCUUCCCCCCGCCACACUGGACUUAUGGACUCUCCCAUGUGUUCUCUCCCCUGGGUCAAUCAAUUCUCCCACAUGCCCUCUCUACUCAUUAGUCCAAUAGGCUCUCCCAUGGGUCCCCCCCCACUGGGGCCAAUGGACUCUUUCCAUGGGUACCUCCCCCCCUCAUUGAACUAAUGGACUCUCCCACGUCUUCCCCCUCCCCUGUGCCAACAGACUCUCCCAUAUGUCUUCUCUACUCAUCAGACCAAUAGGCUCUCCCAUGGGUCCCCCCGCACUGGGGCAAUGGACUCUCCCAUGUGUCCUGUCAUUAGACCAACAGACACCUGUGUCCACGCCCCCCAACUUGGGCAAUGGACUCUCCUGUGGCCCCCUGCAGUAGGGGGAGGGGGGCAGCUGGAAUCUCCCCCGGGGCAUUGGGGCGGGGCGGCACUCUGCUGUGCUGAUUGUACCUGCUCCCCUCUCCCUACUCCUCAUUGGACUGAUGGACUCUCCCAUACUCCCUCCCCCCCGACUUUAGACCAAUGGUUUUUCCUUUGGCUCCCCUCUUGGGCUAGUGGACUCUCCCAUGGAUCCUUCCCCGCCUUAUUACACCAAUGGACUCUCCUGUGGGUCCCCCCAUCACUGGGCCAAUGGACUCUCCCACAUGUCCUCUCUACUCAAGACAGAGGGACUCUCCCAUAAAUCACACACACACACACACACACACACUGGGACAAUGGACUCUCCCAUGGAUUGUCCCUACCCCUCUUUGGACCAAUGGACUCUCCUGUACCCUCCCUUUAGAACAAUGGACUCUCCCGUGCCCCCCACUGGGGCAGUGAGCUCUCCCGUGCCCCGCCCCCCAACCAAUAGGAGGGAGUGAGGGCAGGUGGACUCUCCCAUGGGGCAUUGCUGGAGGGGGGAGGUUCUGCUAAGCUGCUAAUAAACAUGCCUCUACCCCA